Messenger RNA from Sclerotinia borealis F-4128, 1704 nucleotides. The record is from the annotation of a GenBank genome assembly. NCBI's taxonomy places the organism in Eukaryota, Fungi, Ascomycota, Leotiomycetes, Helotiales, Sclerotiniaceae.
AUGGAGAAUCCAGAAUACGACGUGGUCGUGAUCGGAGCAGGCCCAAACGGCAUUGUUGUUGCGAGAUUCUACAUGGACAUCCAUCCCACAUGUAGACUUGCCAUAUUGGAGCAAGACACCGUGGUUGGGGGAGUAUGGAGCUCAGCACGCCAGUAUGAAUGUUUUCGCUCCGAAAGCGGUUUGAGAAUGACUGGUUUCUCCGAUAACCCUCUCAAGUUGCCAGAAGACGCUGAAAAGUACCACGAUACUUUCGAGUCAAAAUAUGUCACGAAGUACCUGGAAGAAUAUGUUGAUAAUCACGUCUACAAUGGCCAAAGCUUGCGCGACCGUAUCAUAUUCGGAUACCAAGUACGAAGUGUGGAAAAGAUUGGCGGGGUUUGGAACCUGCGUGGAAGCGCGAGUGAUGCAAAAAUAAUCCGCACGUCAAAGUUGGUGGUAGCAUCUGGAUACAAUAAUAUCCCUCACAUGCCUAUAUUUCCCAACCAGAACCAAUUUCGAAUGCCCAUCAUGCACCAGAAAGAGUUUGGAAAGAUUUCAAAGACAGCCUUGGGCUCGGAUUCUCCCUAUACAUCGGUCACGGUGAUAGGCGGUGGCAAGUCUGCCGCCGACAUGGUCUACGACUGUGUCAAAGCUGGGAAAAAAGUCAAUUGGAUCGUUCGACAGACCAGAGAAGGUCCUGCUGCCUUCGCUGGUGCUCAAGGUCGGGGACAGUACAGAAACGGUACUGAAAUGUCCGCGACUCGAUUUUUCGCCGGCCUCAGCCCGUCAUGUUUUACCCCCACGUCUUGGUGGACCAGGGCGAUUCACCAGUCAUCCAUUGGUAACCACUUGACCACUAAAAUCUGGAAAGGCGCCGAUAAGACUGCCGCUGACCUUGCGAACUUCGACACUCGCGAAGGAGCUCUACCUGGCUUUGGAAGCCUCAAACCAGAUACCGAAAUCUUUUGGUGCAAUGGGCCGAUUGGCCUUAUUCACCAUGAUGAUUUUUGGGACACAGUUGCGAAGAAUGUCCACGCUUAUCGCAGCGAUGUUCAAACGCUCGAGGCAAACGUAGUUGUUCUGGAAGACGGCUCGAAAGUCCAUUCAGAUAUCGUAUUCUGUGGAACAGGAUGGGUCCAUAAAUAUCCGUUCCUCACCGAGAAGCAAGUGGUUGAAUUUGGCCUUCCACAUCUCCCAAAAGAUGAUCCCGAGCCAGAGGCAAAAAUGUGGGCAAGUCCGUUGGAAAUUGCCGAUCAACAAGUAGUCGCCGAGUUCCCAAAGCUUGGAAAUCCUCCCGACCACUUCCAAAAAGCAAGUGCUUCGACACCAUCUAGGCUCUACAAUGGCAUUGCUCCUCUCAAUGAUGACUCCAUUGUCUUCGUGGGCCAUGUCGUUCUUUCCAAUGCUUUCCGUGCGGCGGAGGCUCAAGCGAUUUGGGUCACCGCAUAUUUUGAUCACAACGUCAAGCUCCCUUCAAAUGAACAAGCAAUAAAAGAGGUAGCAUACGCGAAUGCUUUUUCGAAGCGGCAGUAUCCUGCUCACGGCGCCACUGGCAAUUACUUUCAUCUCGAUCUAGUAGGUUAUACUGACAAGCUUAUGGCUGAUGUGGGUUUGACUUCACAUAAGCAAAAGGGCUGGCUUGGUAACUUUAUGGAUCCAUGUAUUGCGAGUGAUUUUAAAGAUAUGAAGGAUGAAUACCGUCAGAAGUACGGAUAUUCUGACUGA